UUUUGGUUUUGUAUUUGGAAUAUGCAGGUAACCGAGCUCAAGUGUGGUGGGUUGGUUGUGGCGUGCACGUUUGACCAUAGAAUUGCAGACGCCUACUCGGCCAACCUAUUUCUUGUGUCAUGGGCUGAGAUGGCUCAGUCUAAACCCAUCUCUACGGUGCCAUGUUUUCGUCGUUCUUUGCUCAAUCCUAGACGCCCUGGUUCAAUUCAUCCAUCCUUGAACGACAUGUAUGUUCCAGUGACCUCAUUGCCUCCACCCAAAGACCCACAACCUGGUGAUGAUUAUCUUAUUAGCCGCAUUAAGGCUGACCAACUCAACCUGCUCCAAUCACUAGCUACCACAACCAAUGGUUGCAGUAGGACUAAACUAGAGUCCUUUAGUGCCUUCUUGUGGAAGAUGGUUGCUAAACAUGCUAUUCUUAAAAUGGGCGUUGUUGUGGAUGGUAGGACAAGGUUAAGUGAUGGAGAUAUAGACAAAGCUUCACUCAUGGGGUCUUACUUUGGAAAUGUGCUAUCCAUACCUUAUGGAGGCAAGGAAGUAAAUGAGAUUGAUGAAAAUCCAUUGAGUUAUGUGGCCAAAGAAGUUCAUGAUUUCUUGGAUGGUGCAGUGACCAAGGAACAUUUCUUGGGGCUCAUAGAUUGGGUGGAGUCUCAUCGUCCAGUGCCAGGGUUGGCUAAGAUAUAUUGUAGUGGGAGUGAAGAUGGACCAGCUUUUGUGGUAUCAUCAGGGCAAAGGUUCCCGGAGUCAAAGGUGGAUUUUGGAUGGGGUAAGCCAAUAUUUGGGUCAUACCAUUUUCCAUGGGGAGGUGACUUAGGGUAUGUGAUGCCAAUGCCAAGUCCAAGUUGCAACGGUGACUGGGUUGUGUACGUGCACCUCUUGAAAGGUCAAGAAGAAGGUUCAUUUGAGAUGUAUUAG
Quercus lobata is the source of this 915-nucleotide messenger RNA. Its product is annotated as shikimate O-hydroxycinnamoyltransferase-like. Gene Ontology annotation, molecular function: acyltransferase activity, transferring groups other than amino-acyl groups. The record is from RefSeq and is a predicted model, not a curated record. NCBI's taxonomy places the organism in Eukaryota, Viridiplantae, Streptophyta, Magnoliopsida, Fagales, Fagaceae. Bases 22 to 915 code for a protein of 297 amino acids. The transcript has a single exon.